AUUUACUACCAUAGAGCGAUAACAUACAUACUACCGCUUGAUUAAAUUCAGUUUAGCUUGUAAACCUAAGAUUAUAUAAGAACAGCCGGAUUUACCAAAAAUGUUAAAGUGCACAUCUUAAACCGUCUUAAAACAAGUGUUGAAACAUCCUGAUAGACACUUUACUUGUGAAAAAGGACAAUAUGUGUAAAUUAGUGCUUUUUCGCUUUAUGUAUAUAUAAUAAAAUAUUACGAAAUGGAAACAGAAAAGGAGCGGUUAGUUUGCGGUUUUGGUGAGAAUAUAGCCAAUGGACCAACGAAAACAAUUACUCUUAAAAGACAGUUGUACACACUUGAGACAUUUGCUGAAAAAUACAAAGACGAAGGAACAAAAUCGAGUGUAUUUGAAAAUAUCAAGAAAUCAAUGCGAUGUUCAAAGAGAAAAGCUGGAAAGAUUCUUGGAUCGUACCUUCCAAUUAUUGGGUUUAUACGUUCCUAUAAACUGAAGCAAUAUAUCCUUGGAGAUGUUUUGUCCGGAUUCACAGUCAGUUUCAUGCACCUUCCACAGGCUAUGGGGUUUGGCAUUCUCGCCUCACUGCGACCUAUCCAUGGACUCUACUCCACAUUCUUUCCCGUGCUUGUUUACCUGCUGUUUGGAACAUCGCCGUAUAUAUCAUUUGGAACGAACGCUGUCAUGGCUUUGCUUACACAGACAGUGGUUGAGAGAGAAGCUGAUUCUUUUAUAGCGUCAUUUGCAAAUACAAACGCAUCACGGCCUACUGAAGAUGAAAUCAUGGACGUUAAAAUUGGAGCUUCUAUGGCAUGUUGUGUACUCGUCGGUAUAUUUCUUACGGGAAUGGGGCUCUUGAAACUUGGUAUAAUAACUACCUAUCUGUCUGUAUCUUUUGUUGGCGGGUUCACUACGGCGGCUGCCUUCCACAUCGCGUCUAGCCAAGUCCCUAAAAUAUUUGGAAUUAAAGUGAAAACGUUUGCUGGAGCGGGUAAACUUGUGUUAAUGUACAUAGAUCUGUUCAGUAAAAUAACACAAACAAAAUUUGCCGAAAUUAUCAUUGCUGUGAUCUGCAUCAUUGUACUUCUUCUUGUGAAGAUAUGUGUCAAUGAACGUUACAAUACCAAAAUGAAAAUGCCAAUUCCAAUUGAUCUCAUCGUGGUAGUUAUUGGAACAAUAGUAUCUCACUUUGCAAAAUUCGUGGAUGUUUUUGGCGUGAAGAUUGUCGGAGAAAUACCUAGCGGGUUCACAAUGCCGGCUUUACCUAACUUUGAUCAUGCAAGCAGUUUUGUGAGCGACGCUUUCGUGAUGGCGAUAUUGUCCCUUGCUAUGAGUAUUUCAAUGGCGAAACUCUGCGCGAACAAACACGGUUUGCCAAUUGAUGAUAAUCAAGAGCUGAUAGCGUAUGGUGCCUCAAAUUUUGUAUCAGGUUUUUUCUGUUGUUUCCCUUCCGCAACAGCGCCACCUAGGACAAUGAUACUGAGUUCACUUGGUGCGAGGACCACGCUAAAUGCCAUUGCUACUUCCGUGUUUUUCCUGUUGGUUAUCUUGGUUAUUGGACAGCUGUUUGUUUCGCUGCCACUCAGUGUUCUUGCUGCAAUGAUUAUUGUUUCUAUGAAAGAUCUGCUAUUACAAUAUAGAAAUUUACCCAAAAUAUGGAAUGUUAACAAAUAUGACUUUAUCAUUUGGGUCGUGACAAACUCUGUCAGUAUUCUUGGAGACUUGAAUUAUGGCAUAAUUGCAGGCGUAGGAAUUUCAAUAUUUCUCACUGUAGUACAAGACCAGCUAUCUACCGGCCACUUGAUUGGACUCUCUAAAGCUGAAGAUAUCGCGCUCAGAUACACGGACGGCAAAAAUAUGAGAGAAAUAGAAGGGGUCAAGAUCUUUAAAAUUCCAACAAAUCUAUAUUUUGCAACCGCAGAAAGAAUGAAGUUUCAAAUUUUCAGGCAAAUUUUACAUCCUAAAAAGUAUUUAAAGAAGUUUCGCAAACUUGAAACUAUGGCCAAGAUUGUUGAUGAGGAGACAGUUGAUGUAAAGAACAAUAUUUCAAUCGAGAAUGUUGGGAAUCCUUCUUUUGCUAGAUUGUACGUCAAGCUGAAGUCGUUAGUACUUGAUUGCUCAAUGGUGAAUUACAUCGACAUGGCAGGGAUAGCAGCUCUACAACAAAUUAUCAAGGAAUACAAAACAGUACAAGUAGAUGUCUAUUUUGUUGCUAUCACAGAUAAUGUGUGUGCAACUUUGGAAGCAGGCGAAUUUUUUAAGACCUUCCCCAAGAGUAGCGUUUUUGUUGAUGUGUUUGACGCUAUUUCAAUGAUAAAUUCGCAGGAUUUCGAUUCAUCCGUAUCAUGAACGUAUGAAAAUAAAUCCGCUGUCUAAAAGGCAGUAAGACGCUAAUUUAUCAUAUCUGUUUUGAUAAAUGGCUUGGUGCUUUUAAUAUAAAGACACAUAGUGUGUUGGUAUGUUUUCUUAACUGCUUGUACAAAGUAAUGAAAUUAUUUCAUUAGUCUAAAUGCCUUUUGUUAGGACGGCAUUUUUUGUUCUUAUUUACUGGCGUAUGAACUACGUCAGUUCUGUAUAUUUCAAUAGACCUAGAUGUUGCAUUUAGCUGUGAACAACAAUAACAAUCUAUAUUUGUAUAAGAAGUACAGUUAUUUUAUUUUAUUUUAUUUCAUUUUAUUUUAUGGAACCACGUUUAAGGCCCGUUUAUUUAUCAGAACAUUUUACAUUACAUUUUGAUAUACAACAAACAUUUUGUAUUAUUUUUAACUUGUACAAAUAUAGCAGAUUUGGCCAUUUCUAGAAAACGUAGUUGUUAGAAUAGGAAAACAUAAUAACGAUAUGUCGAUAGGUAAGUCAACUGGAAAAAAAAACAUGAAAGGAAGGAAAAGAUAAAAGAAGUAAGAUGACUAUCGUGGUAUGUAAAAUUUGUUUAAAGUUAGGGAAGGGAAGAUUUCCAAUCGUUAUUGAAACAA
Molecule: messenger RNA, 2961 nt
Organism: Mercenaria mercenaria
Lineage: Eukaryota; Metazoa; Mollusca; Bivalvia; Venerida; Veneridae
Product: sulfate transporter-like
Exons: 2
Coding region: 236-2338 (700 amino acids)
Biological process (GO): transmembrane transport
Cellular component (GO): membrane
Molecular function (GO): oxalate transmembrane transporter activity; bicarbonate transmembrane transporter activity; chloride transmembrane transporter activity
Source: RefSeq, a predicted model, not a curated record